AUUCGUCGCUCAAUCUCGGCGCAUGUGUGCAUGAAACAUUCAGUUAUAACUUUCAGUUGGGUUUGCGCCUAUCUUAUCAAGGAGAUAUCACUUUCGGAAUUAUUAAAAAGAAGAGAAUUAUAAAUGAGAAAAUUUUCUCUAUCCGAUCAGUCAUGAGUGACUUAGCUGCAAGAUUACUGCUUUUGUUCGCUUUGGCUUUGGGAAGACAACAUCGAAGUUCUUUUUCCGUCAGGUUGUGGGUGGAAUAAAUAUAAGGAUUUAAAAGAAACAAAUCAACCCAUCUUCUAUUCUUAAUUUACAGUAUUUAAAACGGUUAAAAGUUGUCCAAGUUUUUCUUUUUCUUUUACUUUUUCUUCUUUUUUUUCUAUAAAAUGAAUAACAAAUGUUCUUCCUUCUUUGCUUUAGUUAAUACAUAAAAAGUUUAAACUUUUACUUUAUGAUUACUUAAUUUGCAUGAAGAUUAUAUAUAUAUAAUGAAAAUUCAAAUAUUGUAUAGCAUGACAAGGCAACUAGCACUAGAUCAGUAUAUUUUGUUAUUUGAUUCCCAGCUGCCUGGUUUAACUCACACAAGGCCGUCAUUGGCAUUCUAGGCACUAGGCAAGUUAAUGAAAAGCGAAAAGAUAUACUAAAACGUCGAAAAUUGUAAGGAAGACUUUUUUAAGUUAAAAGUUUAAUAGUAUUAAUAAUAAAGCAUUUAAUAAUAAUAAUAGUAAAGAUCUUUUAGAUCCCUUAUAUUCCUUUCAUCCGCAAAAUUUUACUAGGUUACAUAACCUCGGUAAAAUUCAUGGUGCUCGACAUACACUGAAAAACCUUGGCGGAAAGCAGGUGGAUGCUUUUCUCGGGAUACCAUACGCAAAACCCCCAGUGGGUGAUCUUCGUUUCAGGAUGCCCAUACCCUGGGAUCAUAAAUGGGUGAAGCCAUUCAAGGCCAAUCGUCUUCCAGCGUCAUGUCCUCAAACAAUGGACGAAGUAUUCGGCAGUUUUCCAGGAUCCGAUAUGUGGAAUCCUGAUAAAGCGAAUAUGGAUGAAGACUGCCUCUAUCUGAACAUCUGGAGGCCAGUACGACCCAGGAGACGUCUUACAAAGGCGGGCGUAAUGGUCUGGAUAUACGGUGGAGGGUUUUAUGGUGGUACAACUAGUUUACCUCUUUAUAAUGGUAGGAUAUUAGCGGCUGAACAGGAUAUUAUUGUCGUCUCAAUAAAUUAUAGAGUAGGAGCGCUUGGUUUUAUGCAUUUGCCUCAUAAAGAUACACCAGCUAACGUUGGUUUAUUUGAUCAGAGAGUAGCCCUUAAAUGGGUUCAGCAGCACAUUUCAGCUUUCGGUGGAGAUCCAAAGAACGUAACGUUAUUCGGUGAAUCGGCUGGCUCUGUAUCGGUGUCCAUGCACCUUUUGUCAUCUCAUUCCUGGAAUUUGUUUAAUAGAGCAAUUAUGCAAUCUGGAACUGCCAAUAUGCCUUGGGCAACCCUCACGAUAGAACAGGCGCAUGCUAGAGCGAAACAUUUCGCCAAAUUGGUCGGUUGCAAAAAGUCUUCCAAUACGCCCGUAGAUUAUAUUGUACAAUGCUUAAAAAAUCAAAGUUAUGAAUAUCUUAUUGAAAGACAAUGGCUAGGAGUUUCUAGAGGAAUAAUGCAAUUUCCUUUUAUACCUGUUAUAGAUGGUGUUUUCCUAACCGAACAUCCUAAUUCUUCGCUUUUUCACGGAAGUUUUAAGAAAUGCCCAAUUAUUCUGGGAUCAAAUGCCAAUGAAGCCAGUUUCUUUAUGAUUUAUGAACUUAGCAAUUGGAUUAAUUUGACCUAUUCUACAAUGGAUUCAUCUACUUAUAAAAGUGGUUUGAGGAAGCUGUUUGAAUACUUUCCUCAAUAUCCAAUGAGAAUCAAUAGCUUUGGAUUAGACGCAAUUCAUUUUCAAUAUGCUCAUCACGCCAAUUACGACGAUACUGAGGCGAACUUGGCGAGCUUGGAUGCCGCCGUUUCAGACCAUCAAUUUGUAUGUUAUGUCAAUCAAUUUGGAGAUUAUUACGAUAAAGCUGGCCAACGAGUUUAUUAUUAUUACUACACUCAUCGAUUCGAUAAUAAUCCAUGGCCAAAAUGGAUGGGAGCCUUGCACGGCGAUGAAAUUUUAUUUAUUUUUGGCGAACCAUUGAAAAGGUAUCCGAAAUUUGAAUUUAGCAAAAAAGAAAGAGAUUUGUCUAUGUUAAUGGGAAGAUUAUGGGUUAACUUUGCAAAAUCAGGAGAUCCGAAUUUGAGAUAUAAAAAUGAGAGACGCCUAGGAGGAAAGCUAUGGCCAUCGUAUAAGGCAAAAACAAAGCAAUACCUGGAAUUGAACUUACUUACACCGGAUAAUAAUAAAAGUAAAGAAUAUUAUAAAGCUCAGUAUAGAGGCCUCAGGCUUAAGAGAUGCGUCUUCUGGCUUGAUUACAUGCCUAACCUCAUUAGGUCAACAGGUAGGUCAAUUUUUUACCAAUUUUCCAGUUGAGAUAGAAAAAAACGCCUCGAAAACGACGCGAGGCCUCGUCAGAUCGAUCGGUUAAAUUCAUUUGUGUCUAUUGACCUGACUGCGUCUGCGUCGCAUAUUGCAAACGUUCUUAUCAAUUUUUCCUUCAUAUUAUAUAUAUAUAUAUAUAUACUGGAUAUAUCUACAGUAUAUAUCUACUAUAUGUACAUAUAUACAUCUCUGUCCACGUGUAAUCUCUAACUAGCUAGUAGUAAGUAAAACAAACUAGAGAAAUAAUAGGCUUUAAGUACUAGGCUUAAAAAUGAGAGUUCAAGUACGAGGAUGCAGAUGAGUGGGAGGAUAAGAAGGUAGAAGAGAUGGAAGGUAGUAGAUGAUAGAAAGAGAAGAAGAAAAGAAUUUACAUAUCAUUGUAAAAAAAAAUGAUCUAUAAAGAUUAUAUAAGCGUAUGUAUCUGUAUAUAAAUGUUACAGAGAAGACAUAGGAAGUUAUAGACUAGAUAAGUAGAGACAAUAAGAGAUAUGAUAGGAAUUAAAAUUUUUUAUCCUUCAAUUGCCGGAAAUAAGGCAUAACGAAUAAUUUCUUUUGUACUAUCUCAUUUUAUAUUUUAUGAAUAAGGAAGAGAAUAAAAUAAUGGAAAAAGCUUGAUUUUCGAUCAAUGGGAAAAAAAUAAUAAAGGGAAAAUCUUUUCUCUCUUUUCCCUUUUUCUAUCCUUCGACUUGGAAAAAUUUUGGCAUGAAUUUCUUUAAUCUUGAUCAGUAAGAAAUGUAUUCGUUAUAUUUUUCACCUUCUAUCAAAAUGGUUAAAUGCUCUCAACGCCUGAAGCUUUUUCAGAUAUUCUCCCUCUCUCUCUCUCUCGCUCUCUUUCUCUCUCUUUCUUCCCCACUUGUUCUCACUAAUGUUAAUUCCACUGCUUCUCCCUCUUCUGUUUCAGAUAUCCUUUUCUUACUAACUGAGAAGUGUUUUCUUUUUUAUUAUAAAAACACAAGAAAGAAAAUAAUGGAGUCUAAAUCAAAUGAGAAUGAUUCAAGAUAAAAGAAGAGACAGUGAGAGAGAGAGAGAGCAGAUUAUUUAUGUUUCUAUAUAAUUUUUAAUUUGUAACAGCUACGUUAAUUUUUCGUAAAUUAAAAAGAGAAGAUAAAUAGCAUUAGAAGAAUUGCCUUUAGAAUAAAAACCAUAAGAAAUAGGGACUCUAGUUUGCUGCUUGUUUUAUGAUUUUUUAUAAUUCUCAACGGACGUUUCCUGACACCACCUCGUUUAGUUUAGUCGCAGACAAGUGUAAAACCUCAUCGAAUCCUACCGGAAUUUCACUGUACCACUGCUGAAAAAGCUUAUGUAAAUGAUUGCUACACAAAAACUGUAAAUUACGGCAUUGAGAAGCAUAAAAUAGCUAAGGCGUCAGUUCUUACGGCAAACUCC
Messenger RNA from Dimorphilus gyrociliatus, 3870 nucleotides. The record is from the annotation of a GenBank genome assembly. NCBI's taxonomy places the organism in Eukaryota, Metazoa, Annelida, Polychaeta, Dinophilidae.